Molecule: messenger RNA, 1812 nt
Organism: Mya arenaria
Lineage: Eukaryota; Metazoa; Mollusca; Bivalvia; Myida; Myidae
Exons: 1
Coding region: 1-1812 (603 amino acids)
Biological process (GO): protein phosphorylation
Molecular function (GO): protein kinase activity; ATP binding
Source: RefSeq, a predicted model, not a curated record
AUGGAUAUGCGAAUCGACAGCGAGGUUACUGAAAAUCUGAACACCACACACUUUGGCAUAACUGCUGAUUUGAAAGAUUGCGUUUCUAAUACAGCAGCUACAGAUUCUAGCCUAGACAUGGUUACACAAACGUUUAUUGAAACAAGUGAUUUGGGUGAAAAUGAUGGUAAAGGUACACACAGUUUAACAACAACAACUUUUAUCUGUGACAAAGAUGGCACAUGUGCAAAUGCUGUAUCAGCAGCUUGUGAAACAAGUGUAUUCUGUGAAAAAGACGGCAUAGGUGCAAACGCUGUUUCAACAUUUCUUGAAACAAGUGUAAUCCAUGAAAGAGAUGCCACAGGUGCAAACGCUGUUCUUACAUUUCCUGAAACAAGUGUAAUCCAUGAAAAAGAUGGCACAGGGGCAACUGCUAUUCCAACAAUUCCUGAAACAAUUCCUGAAACAAGUGCAAUGUGUGUAAACAAUGGUACAGGAACAAAUACUAUUUCGACAAUUCCUAAAGUAGAUGUAAUCUGUGAAAAAGAUGGCAAAUGUUCAAAGACUGUUCAGACAAUUCCUGCAACAAGUGUAAUCUUUGAAAAAGAUGGUUCAGAUGCAAACACCGUUUCAACAGGUUAUUUCUGUGAAAAAUAUGGUGCAGCAGUAAACAAAGCACCAACAGUUACCGAAACAAGUAUUUUGAUCGAAAAUGAGUGUACAUGUUCAAAUGCUAUUUCAACAGUUACAGAAACAAGUUUUUUGGGUGAUGUUACAACUGAAUUCUUAGAUAUUUCAACAGGAUUUGUGGAUUCUGUGGAAACCAGACUGGACAAGGAUGAAAAUGAAAAUGAUAUUAAAGCUAAGCUUACUGGAAAAAACUCAAGAAAGAGUAUGGGUUCUUCUGAUAAUUUAGUUGCAGAGCAACCACCAGUUAAAAAAGGGUUUACACAGUUGGAUGCUAAUACUGACAACUUAAAUGUAAGGUUUGGAGACUUCAAAUUAUUGGAAAAAAUAGGGGAGGGUGGUUUUGGUGAGGUUUACAAAGGUGAAUAUUUGGGAACAGAUAUUGCAGUGAAGAAAGUUAAGAUAAAACGCAUGAAAGUUGUGAAACAGUCAGUGUUGCAAGAAGUUGUCACAAACAGUCAUCUUAGGCAUCCAAACAUUGUUCUACUGAUGGGUUACUCAAUCAAUACUGACUGUCUCUAUCUUCUCACAGAGUUCAUUGCAGGUCCAAAUUUGGAUGAUGUGCUUUUUGCUGACAAUGAGUACGAAUUUACUGUGCCUCAAAAACAUGCAGUGGCAUUGCAAGUAUGUCAGGGUGUAGCAUAUUUACAUAAUCAUAAUCCAAUAGUUAUUCACAGAGACAUUAAGCCUGAAAACAUUUUGCUGACGAGAAAUUUGGAAACGGCAAAACUUUGUGACAUGGGAUUGUCUAAGGUGAAGGUAAUGAAUACCAUGACCAAAACAGUUGCAGAUCGCAGAGAGACACAGCCAGGAACUCCAGCUUAUCAAGCUCCAGAGAUUCUUCUGCAAGCUAGGAGAGGCAGAACACAAGCAGAUGUUUGGAGCCUCUGUUGUUCAUUAGUUGAGCUCUUUACUGCCAAAACCAUAUGGGACUUGACCAGUGAGGAUGAUGAAAAUGACGACUCUGUCCAGGUUAUAAUCCGGGCAAUGCAAAGAAAGGAUAUGCCACAUGGGUUAAGUAAUUUAGACAGGGAGCAUACCCUUUCAGUGCAGCUGAAGGCUGUUAUUCAGAAGGGCUUAUCAUACCAGAUUGAGGACAGACCGACAGCAUUAGACUUUGUAGUUGCGCUAAAACAUGAACUUUAA